Arvicanthis niloticus (Nile rat) is the source of this 2533-nucleotide messenger RNA. RefSeq names its product complement C1r subcomponent like (gene C1rl). Gene Ontology annotation, biological process: zymogen activation. Gene Ontology annotation, cellular component: blood microparticle. Lineage: Eukaryota; Metazoa; Chordata; Mammalia; Rodentia; Muridae. The record is from RefSeq and is a predicted model, not a curated record. Gene Ontology annotation, molecular function: serine-type endopeptidase activity.
UCCAGAUGUCAGGGUCCAGAGGCCUGGUCCCAGAGCUGGAGAACAGCCCAUGGAGCUCUCCCACCACAAUCUGCAUGGGCAAGAUGUGCUGGAUACUCCUUUGGGGAAUCCUCCACACUUGCCCCACACGGGCCUCUGUGCUUUUGGCCCAGCAGUUACCACAGCAACUGACAUCCCCCGGAUACCCAGAGCCAUAUCUCAAAGGCCAGGAGAGCCAUGCUGACAUCGAGGCUCCAGAGGGGUUUGCUGUGAGGCUGAUCUUCCAGGACUUUGAUCUGGAGCCAUCCCCAGGCUGUGAAGGCGACUCUGUCACAAUUUCAACCAGAGGAACAGAUGCAACCAGGCUGUGUGGGCAGCAAGGUUCCUCUCUGGGGAGCCCUCCUGGCCACAGGGAGUUUGUAUCCUCAGGGAGGAGCCUGCGGCUGACCUUCCAGGCACAUUCCUCCUCCAAGAACAAAAUCACACACCUCCACAGAGGCUUCCUGGCUCUCUACCAAGCCAUAGCUGUGAACCAACCCAAUGGGGACACGGAGACUGUCACCACACCUGGAGCUGACCCUCCCAAGAUUCAGAACCACUGCCAAGAUCCCUAUUAUAAGACAGAACAGACAGGGACACUUAGCUGCCCAUCCUUGAGGAAGUGUAAGGACAGACAGGAUGGAGAGGAGGUUCCUGUAUGCGUGCCAGUCUGUGGAAGACCAGUUGUCCCCAUUGCCGAGAACCCAAACACUUUUGGUUCUUCCCGAGCUAAUCUGGGCAACUUCCCCUGGCAAGCCUUCACCAGCAUCUACGGUCGUGGGGGCGGAGCCCUGCUCGGUGACAGAUGGAUCCUGACGGCUGCCCAUACCAUCUACCCCAAGGAUAGCAUCUAUCUCAGGAAGAACCAGAAUGUGGAAGUGUUUCUGGGUCACACAGACAUAGACGAGCUGCUGAAACUGGGGAACCACCCUGUCCGUAGGGUGGUGGUUCACCCAGACUACCGCCAACAUGAGUCCCACAACUUCAAUGGGGAUAUCGCCCUCCUGGAGCUUGAGCACAGAGUCCCCCUGGGGCCCAACCUCCUCCCAGUCUGUCUGCCCGACAAUGAGACCCUCUACCACAGCGGCCUGUGGGGUUAUGUCAGUGGGUUUGGUGUGGAGAUGGGCUGGUUAACGACAAAGUUGAAAUACUCAAAGCUGCCUGUGGCUCCCCGGGAGGCUUGUGAAGCCUGGCUCCGCCAGAGACAGCGAACUGAGGUGUUUUCUGACAAUAUGUUCUGUGUCGGGGAAGAGAUGCAGAUGAACAGUGUCUGCCAGGGAGACAGUGGCAGCGUCUAUGUGGUGUGGGACGAUCGUGCUCGUCACUGGGUAGCCACAGGCAUUGUAUCCUGGGGCGUCGGUUGUGGCAAGGGGUACGGCUUCUACACCAAAGUACUCAGCUACGUGGAUUGGAUUAAGAGGGUGACUGAAGGUAAAGACUGACGCCAGGAGGCCUGAGCUGGCUGAGCCAGCCAGCACUGAGGAGCUCCCAGCUAAGAACCGGCAGGAGUGAAGAUCCAUUCGAAGCCGGGAGACCCCUAUUUAAGUCACUGGUUCAGCAACCGGCUGCCAACAGAAAGCCCCGCCUCCCCGAGCCUGCGCCAUCCCAAAUCAGAAGCAGUUCCUCUCUCUCACUUUCUGUUCCCCUGGGUUUUAUACUAGGGGAGCCCUGUAAAUCUAAGCAACUUUUGCUUAUAACAUUUAUUUGUUCAAGGCAGGGUUUCACUCUGUAGCCAGGCUGGCCUCAAACUCAGGGCAACGCUCCUGCUUCAGCCUCCCAAACAUUGGGAUUACAAGCAUAUACACCUAGCAUCGUCACCACCUGUGUCUUUUUUAAUCCCCCGACCUCAGCUAUGGACAGUUUCUUCUGUAUUUACUCAUGGACUUGUGCUUCUGAAGUAUUCCGGAGACCCUUACAAUGAGCCUCAAAUAUGCAAAGCAACGGGCUUCGCCCCGACCCCAGCUUCUACAGGCAAUCCUGGCAAUGCUUCCUUUUCUUUUACAUCUACGGUAAACCAGGAGCGUCCCCUAUCGUCUCACCCAAUUCUCGCUGGCCAUAGGCUGUCAUUCACAUCUCACAAUGAGGAAACGGAAGCUCCCAAAGACCCGAUGGCUUGCGGAAGUUCCACAGCUGGUUGAUUGAGGCUUCAUCCCAUCUCAGGGAUUCCUCUCGGUUGCCAGCAAUACCUACCUUAGCAUCUACUUCCCCUUCCGGGUUCCACAGCUUUACAGACACCAUCCCUGGGAAGGCCUGUUUCAGUGAAAGUUGUACCAUCAGCUCCCACUUUCCUGCUGGCCCUCAUCGCCCAGUGCAUUGCAAGCCUGAGAAGCUGAACUCUUUAAUUUGUAGAAAAGAUUUGGAGUGAUUUACACUAAAAGACAAAAAUAAAAUACAAAAGUUCAGUGACAAUAGAGAAUGAAUACCAUAAAAGAGAAAAAGAAAGUACAUUAGUGUUGAGGUGAAGGUGUCUUAUUGUCAAAGGUUAAAUUUAUCUAAAAAAAAAAAAAAAAAAAAA